CUCCAAAUCUCGUUAUCGAUUCACUGUGCGCGGUCGAUCAAAGUCACCAAGAAUCAUCCCCGCGCUCUCCUGCACACAUUUAUGGUUCUGGCAGAACUUUAAGCACAGAUAAAAGCAAUCACACGUCGAAAUGUCCAAUCUCGCUCGCACUUUUCGCCCUUUCCUGAGGUGCGUUCGCAGUCAGAGGAGAACCUACGCAGACACUGCAACUGAUCAAAUGAAGUUUACAUUCGCUGGUGCUAAUCAGGUGUUCUAUGAUCAAGCUGUGAUCCGUCAAGUUGAUGUACCUUCCUUCUCGGGUUCUUUUGGUAUUCUGCCAAAGCACGUGCCUACACUGGCAGUUUUGAAACCUGGCGUAGUUACAGUUUAUGAAGACGACGGCUCGACCAAGAAGAUCUUUGUCUCUUCUGGUACAGUUACGAUUAAUGAAGAUAGCAGUGUACAGAUUCUAGCAGAAGAAGCUCAUCCAGUAGAAAAUCUCGAUGGUUCGGCAGCAAGAGAUGUUCUUAACAAAGCCCAGCAACAACUCUCUUCUGCAACAUCAGACACAGAUAAGGCUGAAGCAGGGAUUGCAGUAGAAGUUGCGGAAGCUCUUGUGCAAGCUACACAAUAAAUAUUAUAAGUGAUAUGAAAUUACAUAUAUGUAUAAAUACUUCAAUACGCUACCAUUUAGAAACAGGCAUGUGUUCAACACAUUCUUAUAAUAAUAUUGUUGUAUGACAGUGGAACAACAAUAAAAA
Monomorium pharaonis (pharaoh ant) is the source of this 740-nucleotide messenger RNA. It is a transcript of the gene ATPsyndelta, whose product is annotated as ATP synthase subunit delta, mitochondrial. NCBI's taxonomy places the organism in Eukaryota, Metazoa, Arthropoda, Insecta, Hymenoptera, Formicidae. Gene Ontology annotation, biological process: proton motive force-driven ATP synthesis. Gene Ontology annotation, molecular function: proton-transporting ATP synthase activity, rotational mechanism. The coding region runs from base 131 to 613 and encodes 160 amino acids. The record is from RefSeq and is a predicted model, not a curated record. The transcript has 4 exons.